Pseudogymnoascus destructans is the source of this 1652-nucleotide messenger RNA. RefSeq names its product U3 snoRNP protein (gene UTP6). Gene Ontology annotation, biological process: maturation of SSU-rRNA from tricistronic rRNA transcript (SSU-rRNA, 5.8S rRNA, LSU-rRNA). Gene Ontology annotation, cellular component: small-subunit processome; Pwp2p-containing subcomplex of 90S preribosome. The record is from RefSeq and is a predicted model, not a curated record. The transcript is spliced from 2 exons. The coding region runs from base 265 to 1452 and encodes 395 amino acids. Gene Ontology annotation, molecular function: snoRNA binding; protein binding. Lineage: Eukaryota; Fungi; Ascomycota; Leotiomycetes; Thelebolales; Thelebolaceae.
ACCCAGUCCACUUAUCCCGCUAUUUGAUCGCUGGGUAGUCGAUGUUCCGUUCGCCGUACCAGUCUUAGUGCCUGCGGCAGAACUUCAAACAUUUUAUAUGCCUCACCGCCCGCCCGAUGUGACAUUUUCGAAGGCAUUUUGUCCAAUAACGCUAAAGUUUAGUUGACUGCUGGAUAAGAUACUGCUACACUCUCUGGACAGUUGUCACAGGAGAGCCAACUCAACAACCAACCCCUCAAGACCACCGCUUCCUCACGUUCGACAAUGGCGGGCGCAAGUGAUAAGGUGCGCUUCUACAUGGAACAGGCGGUUCCGCAGCUGCGCGAAUUCGAAGAGAAGAAGAUCUUCACCAAGGACGAAAUCCGCUCCCUCGUCAAAAAACGCUCCGACUUCGAACACCUCCUCCUCGCCCGCGGCUGCCCCCCCCCCACCUUCGCCCGCUACGCCGCCUGGGAAGCCAACCUCGAGCGCCUCCGCGCCUCUCGCUGCCAACGGCUGCGCAUCAAGUCAUCCUCCUCGCAUACCGGGCAAGCGCGCGUCCUCGCCAUCUUCGGGCGCGGCACGCGCAAGCACCCCGGCGACCUGGGGCUAUGGAUGACAUACCUCGAGUACGCGCGGACCGCUGGUGCGACGAGCAAAUUCAAGGUUAUUCUGACGGCGGCGCUGAGGUUGCAUUGUACGGUGCCCGGGCUGUGGGUGUAUGCGGCGCGAUGUGCGUUGGAGGAGAGUGAUAUGGGGGAGGCGAGGAGCUUUUUACAAAGGGGUGCGAGGUUUUGUAAUCAGGGGCCAGAGAUGUGGGUUCAGUACGCGAAGUUGGAGAUGAUUUUCCUCGCUAAGAUCGCGGCGAGGAGGAGGGUGUUGGGGCUUGAUGCACCGGCGGUGAAGGCCGUGGAGGCUGCGCCGGAGGAGGAGGCGCAGGGGUUAGAGGGGGAUGAGAUUAAAUUCCCCGAAUUCAAGGCGCAGAGUCUGGGGCAGAGCGCUAUGGAGGGCGUCAAGGUAGACGGCGAGGCAAAACAGGACCCGAUGAAUACCCCCGCCCUGCAGGGCGCGAUUCCCCUCGCCAUCUUCGACGACGCAGCGAAGCAGGCUUUCUUCAGCGCGGAAGCGGCGCAGCAUUUCUUCGACGUGUUCACCGUCUUCACGCAAGUGUCGUGCCUGCCGAAGGUUCUGCAGCAUGUGCUCGACGUGAUGAUGGAGCGCUUCCCCACCGAGGCCGCGACGUGGGAUUGCUAUGUCCGUAUGCCGCUUGUGGGUGUGAGUCCGUUGACGCCGGAGUUUCCGGGCGCACUUGGGGUGGCGCUGGGGAGGUUGGGGGAGGGGAAGGAGAAGGUUAGGGUUAAGGGGGCGAUGGCGAAGAAGACGGCGGCGUGGGUGGAGAAGGUGUUGGCGGUGGAGGGGUUGGAUGAGGGGAUUAAGACGGUGUUGGAGGUUACGUUGAGGAAGCUGGAGUAGAGUGGUCUUUGAGGGGGGUGGCGAUGAUGUAUAUGCUGUAUAUUCCUAGCAUGUGGUGUUUUGGCGUUCAGGGGGCGAUAUGGGAGGGUUUAGAUCUUGGGGUGGAUUAUAACGAUUAGGAAUUUAUAUAUGGGAUCUGUAUUUGCUAGAGACUAAGUUUCACUGUAAACCUACUACUAUGGGCAUAUGUGAUAAGGGAC